UCCCUUCCUAGCUUGGUUCUGGCCUGUCUCCAGAGUUCCUGGGAAGUUCUGGAGAGUAGCAUGUGCUCCAGAAGGUGGGAACUGUCUCUGGCUCUGGAACUUCUACUGUUGCCUCAUUUGUUCCUGGCAACCAGCAUACAAGAUUAUUCAAAAUAUGCCGUCUCCGGCAGCAACGUGAGUCUGCCAAUCUCCAGUUUGCCGAGGAACUACAAAUCACUCACCUGGUUUUAUAAUGCUGACCAGAAGAUUGUAGAAUGGGAAUCCGGUCAGCCUAAAUACUUCAAUACUAAAUUUAAGGACAAGGCCAGGCUUGAUCCUCAAAGUGGCACACUGCACAUCGAUAACAUCCAGAAGGAGGACAGCAGCACUUACCUCCUGAUGGUGCUGAAGGACACUGGGGAUGAGGACGAAUGGAAGAUCUCACUGGUGGUGCUUGACCCUGUAACAAAGCCUGUCAUAGAUGUCAAGAAGACACAGGAAGUGAACAAGUGUAACCUAACCCUGUCCUGUGUGACCCAGGACCAGCCUGUAAACUACAUCUGGUAUGCAGAGUCCCUUCCAAAAGAGUUCCAGAGCAGUGUGCUUGAAGUGACCCAUGCACCACAAAACUACUCCAGGUCUUACACCUGCCAAGUCAGCAAUCCUGUGAGCAGCCAAAAUAAGACAGUCAACUUCACUUCACCCUGUGUACAGGCCCAAUCCUCUGGAGUAGCUUGGACUGCAACUUGGCUAGUGAUCAUGGUAACCACUGUUCUUGGUCUCCUAUGGAUCUGAGAUAAGCUCUUCUAACUCAAGAGUGAAACUUCAAGAAUGCAAGAUCUUGCCCUCAUCAGUAACCAUACUAUUAACCAGGACAGAAAUUCUGGCUAUAUAGGAUGGGGGAAAGUACUGAGAUGUCUACAAGGAUUUUCAAAUUAACUUUUUAAAACCACAGUAAUAUUUUAUUUUAUAUCCUCUAGUUGUUUUUUAACAUACAUAUACACAUGCAUUCUUCCCACCAAAAAAUGGGCAAAACGUAUUAUGCAAUGUUUUCUUGUUGGAAUAAAUAUUUGAUAUGAUUGUCAAAGUGGAUUCCUAAAGUUGCCCCAAAUUUGUUGGACAAUGCCUGCUCCACUAGCCUAGACAAACUGGAACAUGGAGAUACAAACGGGAACACCUGGGACCACUGCCUCCUUUGUGCCUACAGGGCUGGGAGGUAAUUUGUUCUGUCCCUAACUCUCGCUUCCACAUCCUUGCCAAACCUCCUGGGGUUCCAGGUCUCAAACUCCUCUCCCACCAAGUUCUGGUCUCCUUCUCAGUGGUUUGCCUUGUUCUAGCCUCUGUGAGGAACAUACUUACUAGGUUUCCUGGGAAUGUGAGGUCAGGCUUACUCCCCCAGAACUGAGUAUGCAGCUUUUUUUUUUUUGGCCCUGAUUUUUUUUACAUCUUUAUUGGAGUAUAAUUGUUUUACAAUGUUGUGUUAGUUUCUGCUGUAUAACAAAGUGAAUCAGCUCUACGUAUAUGUAUAUCCCCUCCCUCUUGAGCCUCCCUCCCACCCUCCCCAUCCCAGCCCUCUAGGUCGUCACAAAGCAUCGAGCUGAUCUCCCUGUGCUAUGCGGCAGCUUUCACUAGCUAUCUAUUUUACACAGGGCAGUGAUAUCUGUCAAUGCUACUCUCUCACUUCAUUCCAGCCUCCCCUUCCCCUCCUGUGUCCACAAGUCCAUUCUCUAUGUCUGAGUCUCUAUUCCAGCCCUGUCACUACAUUCAUCAGUACCAUUUUUCUAGAUUCCAUAUAUAUUGAGUAUGCAGCUUUACCACAUAAAGAGGGUCCUUCCCAAGCCUCUUAUUGGGAGUUGAGUUUCCUCUCCUCUUUUCACCAUUGUUGCUGUGUGGGCAGCUCUUCAAGUCCUAGUUGUGUCCUGAGAUCCAAAAAACCAUCAAAUCGACUAAAUGCUGUCAUCAGGGUCUUUCAUUAUAGGAGGGUAAGAGCUACCAGGCCCACCAUUGACAUAAAACCUGGAUUUUUUGCUGUAUGUUCUCCUCCUCUAAGGUUCUCCAUGGGCCUGAAGCUGAGAGGGUCACUAAAGGAUGUGCUUCCCUUUCAAUGAACUGUCCCACCACAGACCAUUUUCUCUUUACACCCAAUCAGCCUUACCUCCCCUUCCGCUCAUCACUUCUGUGGCAGAGAUAAUACUGUGUGUUCAUCAAACACUUUCAUUUCCUUUCUGGACUUUGAUGGUUAAUAAUUUUAUGUGUCAAAACUUAUUCUGGGUGUGUCUCUGAGGGUGUUUUUGGGUGAGGUUAACAUUUGAAUCAGUAGACUGAGUAAAGCAGAUUAUCCUCUCCAGUGUGGGUGGGCCUUAUCCAAUCAGUUGAAGGCUUGAAAAGAACAAAAAGGCUUACCCUCCCACAAGUAUGGAAAAACUCCUCCUAACUGACUGCCUUCAAGCUGGGACAUUUGGUUUUUCCUGCCUUCGGACUUGGACUGGAACUACGCCAUCAGCUCUCCUGGGUCUCCAGCUUGCUAACUCAGAUCUUGGGACUUGUAAACCUCCAUAAUUGCAUG
Messenger RNA from Balaenoptera acutorostrata (minke whale), 2545 nucleotides. RefSeq names its product CD48 molecule (gene CD48). Bases 61 to 774 code for a protein of 237 amino acids. The transcript is spliced from 4 exons. NCBI's taxonomy places the organism in Eukaryota, Metazoa, Chordata, Mammalia, Artiodactyla, Balaenopteridae. The record is from RefSeq and is a predicted model, not a curated record.